Messenger RNA from Aplysia californica (California sea hare), 1232 nucleotides. RefSeq lists its product as uncharacterized. The record is from RefSeq and is a predicted model, not a curated record. The transcript has 8 exons. NCBI's taxonomy places the organism in Eukaryota, Metazoa, Mollusca, Gastropoda, Aplysiida, Aplysiidae. Bases 131 to 772 code for a protein of 213 amino acids.
GUCACGUUCGAAGAAGGAAGUUUUUGCGUUGGUGGCUUUGUUUACAAACAUUGCCAUGAUUCUUCUGCGAUAACCGUGGUCAUUUUCUCGUUUUUAUUCUCGAUCCAAGGAACGAUUUGUUACUACUAAAAUGAAUACUCUGUGUUUGAUGGUCAUCACAAUUGCUCUCUUUGCCACAGUGGUUCAGAGUGCUUGCCCCCCAGACAAUGUUAUCGAAUAUGUAACGGUAUCGGAGGACAAUUAUGACAGAAAUUUCUCUAAGAUUAGUGAAGACGGGAAACGACCUCUAGGUUUCGCCAAGUCCCGAUGGUACUACAAUCGUCCAGACAAGAAGAAUCCUUGUAUAAAAAUCUCAGGAGCAACGGAUAGAAGAGUAGAAAUCAUGGUGGAAGCAGAACUUAAUGCAAGAUUAUGUUAUAAGACGCAGACAUCAUCAACCUUCUGCUUUUUUGGGCAACAGUGGCGGUGUAUACCCUCUAGAGGUGAUGACGUGUACAUAGAGUUUUUCUGUGAUGACCAGUGUGAAGAGCAUGACGUUCGCUUCUGGUACCGAAUUGUGCUUGGAGUCACACCAGCCGAGGACCCUGAAGACCACUGGUGCGAGGGUCGUAAUCAGGACGAGUUUCCAGCAAACUUGUUGAGGCUGCCGGACGGUUUCAAGGUGCCCACAGAGACAACUACCCCGUUUAACCUAGCCUCUGCACCGACUGCCUCUUAUAAUUUGCUUGCACUGCUCAGUUUUCUUACAUUUUUAUGUUAUAAAAGGAGGUAAUGGGAUUUGCUUGGCGAAAGAUUUUAAUUACAUUUGAAUACUUUUGCUAUUGUUUAACCCCUUUGUGACUGCUUCCUCACACCAUACAUCAAACAUCGUGAGCUGAGAGGCUGUAAAUGAACAUACAUUAUGCACACUAAAACGUACCAUACAGGAUUUUAACCGAAUUUUACCAAAGAACUAAUCGCGGGCAGUAUUGCAUACAGACGUAAGUCAUUUUUGGCGGCCUUUGAGAUACAUCUGUAUGCAAUACUACCCCGCGUAAUGAAAGAUUCUAACUCUCUGAUUACUAAAAUGUACAAAUCGUGUAAAUCUUUAAUUUUUGAAUGGGACUGCUAAAUGACUGAAAGUGUUCAUUGUCCUUUCCAGCAAAAUUGGGCUCAGUAAAAGUCAGAAAAAUGUUUGUCUUGAAGGGGUUAAAAUAUAUUUAUUAAAAUUUUCUUUGAAAAUGUACAAUGCG